This is a messenger RNA of Funneliformis mosseae, 1428 nucleotides long. The record is from the annotation of a GenBank genome assembly. NCBI's taxonomy places the organism in Eukaryota, Fungi, Glomeromycota, Glomeromycetes, Glomerales, Glomeraceae.
AUGUACGUAGAGAUUACAUCCAAGGGCAUAAAUAUCACAACAACUGACGUAAUUGGUUUUUCAAAACCAAUUGAUAUGUCGCCAAUCAAGGAUGGAAGCGGAAAUGUUUCUUAUUACCAACGACUCACAAAUACGGAUCAGAGAGCCGAGCACUGGCUUCAAAGAUUAGGCGCAGCUCUCGCAAAUUAUUUAAGAGAAUAUAGUAAUAUUGUGAUCUCCAAAGAAAAUGAAGUUUUGGUCGAUUUUCCUGAAGGAUAUGUCCUUUACCAACAUAAUAAAGAAUAUAAAGGCAGUGCUAAAACUCGUCAUGACCGUUACCUUUUUGGUGCUUAUAAGUUUCGAUCUCCAAAAGAAUUUGAACCACAUUUAAUUUGGCUCGUCUCCGGGCGAGUAAAUUCUUGUGAAUGUCUUUAUUGCGGUAGUGGUUCAAAAGGAUAUAAUAAAGGCAAAAGGGGGGAACUCACUGAAGAAAAGAUAAUAAAUACAAGAUCAAAAAAGAAACUUAGAGAUGAGGUUGAAACAAAUGGAAUGGAAUCCGAGAAUAUCAAUAAACCAAAAUUCGCAAAAACAUUAUACAGAAGAGGAGAGGUUGUUAUGGUUAACUUAAAUGCAACAGGAAAUGAACAACAUAUUAAACUUAUAAGAUAUGCUGCAGAUGAUAAUGAUAUACCAAUUUUGUAUUGGCCUGGAGUAAUACUAGAAACUAGGAAAGUUCCAAUAACCGAUAAUAUAUCUGACGACACGACCUCGAUAAAUUCUGAUGAUUAUAAUGUUGUCUAUAAAGCAUAUUACAAAAUUCAUUUAUUGGAAUUAUCUGAUAUUGUUCAAGUUGAUCGCAAAUCAUUGUUGCCGUGGUUAGUUUGUAGAGUAGAAAUUCCGGAAGGAUUUAAUAAAAAUGAAGAAUUAGAACCGAAUGUUAAAACAUAUGUUCGGGCUAUUGAUCGAGUGAAUAAGAUUUCUCACACGUAUACUCCAGUGUGUUCAUACAAACAUAGAGAAGCCAAAGAUUCAUCAGAAAAAUUGCGAUUGCAGAAAUAUAAUGCCAUCCUAUUGGGAACGGAAAUGAUUUAUAGAAAUGAUUACAUUCGUUUAACUCCUGUAGACGUUAAUGAGAAAUAUAAUAAUGGUCAAAAAGUGCCAGAAUAUUUGUUAAUAAGUAAUAUCUAUCAGCAUUCUACAAAGGGCAUCCAAUUCACCGGAGCCGGAUUACUAAGAGGGAUGCUGUAUAAAGGGCAUAGUAAAAGAAGAACUUUGUCAGAUUAUGAGUGGAUUACCGUUAAUGAGCCAGGUUCUGAAUAUACAAUAGAUUUGCAAGAUAUAGCUGGAAGAUUUUAUGUAUUGUUUCCCAAUCUCAUGGAAAAAAUUGAUUGGACCUCUCCAAAAAAAUUAGAUGAAAGGUUUAUUAUUCUUGGAGUAAAAUGGAAAUGA